Manihot esculenta (cassava) is the source of this 2066-nucleotide messenger RNA. Its product is annotated as receptor like protein kinase S.3. Lineage: Eukaryota; Viridiplantae; Streptophyta; Magnoliopsida; Malpighiales; Euphorbiaceae. Gene Ontology annotation, cellular component: plasma membrane. The record is from RefSeq and is a predicted model, not a curated record. Gene Ontology annotation, molecular function: protein kinase activity; carbohydrate binding; ATP binding. Gene Ontology annotation, biological process: protein phosphorylation. The coding region runs from base 1 to 1887 and encodes 628 amino acids. The transcript is spliced from 3 exons.
AUGUUCCCUGUAGAUAAUGUUGGCACCUCAGGAAGAAGUUAUGGCCUUCUCUUCAUUUUUUUUUUUUCUGUUUUAAAUUUUUAUGGGCUUGGGCAUGAUACCAAUGGUCUAUUAGAGUUGACAAACAUUUCAGUCCAACAAAUUGGCCGCGCCUUCUUUCCACUCCCUAUCAAAUUCAGUAAAACUGCAUCCACCAAUUCCCAGUCUUUCUCAUUUUCUACCAGUUUUGCUUUUGCUAUUGUUCCUCAGAUGCCUGAUUUCGCUGGCCAAGGCUUUGCCUUCACAAUUUCUCCAUCUGCUGAGUUCACAGGGGCGUGGGCAAUAGGGUACCUCGGACUUUUUAAUUUAACAAACAAAGGCUUGUCCUCAAACCAUGUCUUUGCUGUUGAGCUUGAUACUAUAUUGACUCCUGAAUUUAAUGACAUCAAUGACAACCAUGUUGGAAUUGAUGUAAAUGGCUUGAUUUCCAAUGUAUCAGCACCAGUGGCCUAUUUUCCUGAUAAGGAAAGGGAAAAUAAGAGCUUAGAGCUCAGAAGUGGAAAUCCAAGGCCUCUAUUGUCAACAGCUAUUGAUCUUUCUCCAGUCUUCAUGGAUUCUAUGUAUGUUGGCUUUUCUUCAUCUACUGGAACACUGGCAAGCUACCAUUAUAUUCUUGGAUGGAGCUUCAACAGAAGUGGACCAGCUCAAAGUCUUGAUGUAUCUAAGCUUCCUUCACUUCCACCUAAAAGAGAAUCAAGUAAGAAACUUGAUUUAAGAAUUAUGGUCCCAUCAGUAACAGCAAGUAUUGUGCUGAUAAUAGCAUCUGGAGUUGUUUAUAGGAGGAAGAGAUUUGAAGAAUUGCACGAAGAUUGGGAACAGGAAUAUGGUCCUCAAAGAUUCUCUUACAAGGAUCUCUACAAAGCAACAAGAGGAUUCAAAGACAAAGAGCAGCUGGGAUUUGGAGGUUUUGGAAGUGUUUACAAAGGUGUAUUGCCUUCUUCCAAUACACAAGUUGCGGUUAAGAAAGUCUCACAUGAUUCUCAACAAGGAAUUAAGGAAUUUGUUUCUGAGAUUGUCAGCAUGGGGAGGCUAAGGCAUAGGAACCUGGUGCAGCUCCUAGGCUAUUGCCGUCGAAAGGGAGAGCUGCUCUUGGUAUAUGAUUAUAUGCCUAAUGGAAGCCUUGACAAAUUCCUAUUUCAAAACGACACACCAAAUUUGAAUUGGAUUCGCCGAUAUCAAAUCCUGAGAGGAGUUGCAUCUGCCAUGCUUUACCUCCAUGAAGAGUGGGAACAAGUCGUUCUGCACAGAGAUGUUAAAGCUAGUAACGUUAUGCUAGAUGCUGAACUUAAUGGACGGUUAGGAGAUUUUGGACUAGCUAAGUUCUAUGAUCAUGGAUCAAUUCCUCAAACAACCUGUGUGGUUGGAACUGUGGGAUACCUUGCACCAGAGGUUUCAAGAACAGGAAGGGUCACUACCAGCAGUGAUGUUUUUGCCUUUGGGAUCUUAAUGCUUGAAGUGGCUUGUGGAAGAAGGCCUAUAGAGCCAGAAAGACCACCUCAGGAGGCGCUUUUGUUAGACUGGGUUCUUGAAUGCUGGAAAAGAGGGGCCAUUCUGGAGACGAGUGAUCCUAGACUGGAAGGUAGGUAUAUGGCAGAAGAAAUGGAAAUGAUUUUGAAGCUAGGCUUGCUUUGUACUCACGCUACACCAGCAGCAAGGCCUAUCACGAGACAAGUCAUGCAAUAUCUGGAUAAAAAUGCUCCCUUACCAGAUAUACUAUUGGAUGGUCCUGGUAUAGGUUUGGUCACAGUUAGCCAAGAAGCCGCUGGAGAUUUCUAUUCGUCCUUCCCUGCAUCUAAUGAUUAUUCUGUGUUGUCUAUUACCACCUCCAUCCUUAGCUACGGUCGCUGAAUCUGAGAUGUAAACAUUCCCUGAGCCAGUCGUGCUUUACCUAUAGGUGCAAACUUAAAAUUAGUGCUGCUUAUUAAAUGUACUGAGGGUGAAGCAGAAACCAGAGUAUCAUGUUGUAUACAUUUAAAUGGCAUGCUGUUCUAUAAUCUUAGUCUUGAUAAUUUCUUUAUGGAUUUAAA